Struthio camelus australis is the source of this 5559-nucleotide messenger RNA. RefSeq names its product cordon-bleu WH2 repeat protein (gene COBL). Gene Ontology annotation, molecular function: actin monomer binding. Gene Ontology annotation, biological process: actin filament network formation; actin filament polymerization. NCBI's taxonomy places the organism in Eukaryota, Metazoa, Chordata, Aves, Struthioniformes, Struthionidae. The record is from RefSeq and is a predicted model, not a curated record. Gene Ontology annotation, cellular component: plasma membrane; neuronal cell body; axonal growth cone.
UCCAUAUAGCUACUUAUAUUGAUGCAGUUGCUGUCACAAAGGGUGAGAAUUAGGAGAAGGAUGAAAGCUCGAGCUCCUCCUCCACCAAAUCAACCUUCUGCAGCAAGUAGAAUUCACAGUGAGCAGAAGCCACCUGCAGAGAUAGCUGCAAUUUCUGAUCAGAGCCUUGUGAGCAUGAAGGAGAACAUGAUUAACAGAUUGGUGGACUUCACAGUCAUUUUACCUGGUGGGAUUGAGCAGAAGAGCACAGUACAAGGAAGUAAAGCUGUGAUGGAUCUGUUGGUUGAUUUAUGUAGCCGGUAUCACUUGAAUCCAGCCCAACAUAGUCUUGAACUGAGGUCUCGGGGGAUGCAACAACCUUUGAGUUACAAGCCAAAUACUUUGAUAGGAGCACUGGAUGUGCAGACAAUACUUCUGAAGGAGAAGGUUCCUGAGGAAAAGACAAAGCGACCUCCACCAAGGGUCCCCGAGAAAUCGGUGAGGCUGGUAGUGAAUUACCUGAAGACGCAGAAGACCGUGGUUCGAGUUAGUCCGGAGGUCCCUCUCCACCACAUCAUCCCUGCUAUAUGUGAGAAGUGCGAAGUCAGUCAGGAGCACGUCGUCCUCCUGCGUGACAGCGUCACCGGGGAGGAGCUGGAGCUUACCAAGUCCUUGGAGGAGCUGGGUAUAAAGGAGCUGUACGCCUGGGACAGAAAAAGAGUUCCUCCAUCCAAAACUCAGUCUGAACCUUCUCUGAACUAUAGAGAACCAAGUCGAAAUGCCUCAGUAAGCAAUGAUGCAAUAGAAAAAGAAAAGCGAGGAUUUCUGGGAUUUUUCAAAGCUAAUAAAAGAAGCAGCAAGACAGAAGAACACUUGAGGAUGGACAGAGAUUGUGGUGAGGAGGAUGUUUUUAGUUCUACAUCUACAAGUGAAGGAAGCUUGGAUGGUUUUUCCACAGCACCAAAUUCCCCUUCGGUAAAUUCACGUUCCAUUACCUUGGGCCCAUCCCUGUCCCUUGGAAACAUCUCAGGAAUGACAGCAAACCCAGAAAUGAAGAAGCGCAGGGCACCUCCUCCACCGGUUGUGACGCCUCCAUUGCAGAACAUGGAGAUGAGCGGGCAGGAGAAGACAGCAGUGCAGAUUUCACAAGGAGCAUCCCUAAACGAUUUACAGAAAAAGAAGAGACGUGCCCCUCUUCCACCAAGUCCGUCUGCUCCACCCACUCCUGCCAUGCCAAACAGGACAGAAGAAAGGGAGGACAAGCGGAAGAGCACAAUGGGUGAUGGACGGCAGGUGCCACCAAAGCCUCCUAGAGGCAACCCACGUGGUCCACCCCAGUUAGAGAUCCCCCCGCCCCCACCUUACCCUCCUCCCGACACAGGCAGUACGGAUCCCGCAGUCUCUUACAGAGAAGCAGACGUUGCAGCGCCAACAGAGCUGGUACCUAAACAGAGCCUGCCUCCCGCACAUGAUAAUGUUUAUGUAGUGGAUGAUGUGGUUCUGGAGCUAUCAGAGGUAGAAGAAACAGCAUCCGAAAGCAGCUGUUUUGCAUCUGAGGACACCACCGAAGACUCAGGUGUCGUGAGCUCCCCAUCAGAUAUUGUAUCUUUAGAUUCGCAAAAUGACAGUAUGAAGUUGAGAGACAAGUGGGUCAAUGGCUUCAUGGACUCCGCUGAGGCAGACACGACGUAUGGCAGAGACACGUGCCCUGUCAAGAACGCCUACCAUGAGAACGUGGGAACCCACAGUGCUCCGGAGAGCAGUAGAAACGAAGAAAGUACAUCCGCUAAGCGCGGCGGUGAGGACACAUUCAUUGCUGCUCAACUCCAGCAGGCGCUGGCUGACCUGGAUGAAGAUUUGGAAGCAAUGGAUGGUAUAAGCAGCUCUGACUCUGAGAAUAUCCCUGAGGUUUUGAGCACACGUACGAGAAGAAUUGAGGCUGCCCAAGAUGUUACCAUUCCUGUUCCAGUAACAGUCAUAGAUGACGAUGCAGAAGUGAACAUCUCUGGGUCUGUUAGAAGUCAAGAGACAAGGGGUUCGGACAAUAUUUCAGCUGACUCUGUUAAUGCAGGGAACUUUACAAAUAAAAAUAACAAUGCAGGUUCCUUUGAUAAGGGACAUGUAGGUGGUGGGUCUGUAUGUCUAUCCAAGGACUUAAUACAUCAGCAACCUUCUGAAAAUGCAUUUGAUCACCUGCCUGUGGAACAGAGGAGAGAUAUGUUUGAAUCUCUCACAUCUUCCUUUGAAAAAAGAAGUGAAAAGAACUUAAGACUGGAACCCCCUCCUAAACAUACUGUGAAGUCUGAGGAAUAUAGAUCUAAGCUGGUUUCAUCUCACUCCAAGGCCGCAACUGAAAUCAGUACAGCAAAAGAGAAGAAAAAUCCAUUUAAGGAAUGUAGUAACAAGGAAAGACCUCUGAAAAAAAGUAAAUCAGAAUUAGAAAUCAAGCGGCCGCUGGCAAAAAAAACUGAAGAGAAAGUAGAAGAAAUCCCAUCAACACCCACAUGGUGUCAUCGCGCCCAGAAUUCAGGAACAAAUUACGAACCUAAAAUGGGUUUGACGACCUUUAAGGUUGUUCCUCCCAAACCUGACAUAAAGCAUUUUGAUAGAGGAGUUUCCCUCUCCACUGGUGCCAUUAAAAUAGAUGAACUAGGCAAUCUUAUAAGCCCGAAUGCUGGUGGCACUAAGAACAUAUCAGGUACUACUACUGGUGAAAGUGAGGAAAUUCCUUUAGGGAAAAUAAAGGCGUUCUGGAGGUCAAAUUCUAUGGAAAAGCAAAGUGAUGACUCCACUGAGCAUCUUCUUAAAAAGUCAGCAGUCACCACAACCUCUAAAUCCUUUGCUAUAAAGCAUGAACACAAACCUGUCUGUCUUGUAGCUCCAAAACCUGUAGCACCACAAACUGUUACUUCCCAGGUAGCUGAAAGACAGUUUGAGAAUGAAAAGACCAAGCCACCUCUUCCAGUCACGCAGUCUCAGGUAAAACCAUUAGUGGCCUCAACCAUUAAUAAGGACAAGGUUGAGCUUCCGUUUCCAAAGCCGCAUAGGAGAACUUCAAGUCAAUACGUUGCCUCUGCCAUUGCAAAACACAUCAACCUACCUAGCUUUAAGUCUGACUCCACAGAAUAUCAUGAGAAAGAGGAAAAUAAGCAUGGGGCAGGAGAGGUUAAAACUGAAGGAGAACUUUUCCCAAAAAGAUGUAUUAUUGUGGCCAAAUACAGCCCUGUGGAAACAGAUUCAGCAGAACUAAGAGAACCACCGUCAAAUAUUUUUACUUCCAGUUUAAAAGCAUCCCACAGGUUUACACCUGGUGAUAAUUCUGGAGUGGAAAACAAAAUAGUGAACAUCAGGGCACCAAAUCAAGCAACUCCUCCUAGUUUCUAUAAAAAGAACGCCAGUGUCCCACUUACUAAAUCCUCUUCAAAGGAUAACAGCACUGCAGAAGAUGAUCACAGUUUAAACAGCAAACAAAGUAUAGUAGAGAAAAAGAUGCAUCUUUUGUUUGACCAGAAGUGUGAGACUUCGAACCAUACUAAUUCAGCCCCAUCUCUCAAGUCACCUGAUCUCCAGGUCAUCCCACCCUUUUCCAGCUCAUCUUUGCGAGCCAGUAAAUGGCCUCCCGCUAGCAGCGUACAAGCUAGUUGUUUUAAAGCAUCGCCUGAGUUAAAUGGUGCUACUGCAAACAAUCACAUGGAGUCAGAACGGGAGGACAAGGACGAUGAUUUGGUUACUAACACUAUCAAUGAGCUGGACGUUAAUGUGCAGACCAACAUCUUUGGACCAAAGAAGAAGUUCAGACCAGUGGUCCAGAAACCAAUCCCGAAAGAUACGUCCCUGCACAGUGCCCUGAUGGAAGCCAUCCAAACAGGAGGGGGGAAGGAGAAACUCAGAAAGAUUUCAGAGAGUGCAUUAAAUGGAAAUCACAAGAAACCCUCGUAUGCUGAGCCAGAGAAUGAACGCUCAGCCCUACUGGCAGCAAUCAGAGGCCACAGUGGCACUUCAAGGCUGAAAAAGAUCUCCUCAGUGGCCUCCGAAGAGCUGCAGAGUUUUAGGAAUGCAGAACUGUUCUUGCAAAAAGCAGAAGACCCUCAGGAAGACCGGCUUUGUAUCCCACCGCCCCCCACGCAGCCACCGCCUCCUCCUGCUCCCCUGUCAGCGGUAGCUCCAAAAUCCUCUGUCCCUGCUGCAGCUGACCCUGCGGAGGCAAGGCAAGCCCUAAUGGAGGCCAUUCGCUCUGGUGUGGGAGCAGCAAAGUUAAAAAAGGUCCCUCUGCUCGUUUGAAUUGUGUAUAAAGAACAGGUAAUUGGAAAAUGUAACCCCAUAUGCACCCAUAAUCAUCAUUCAAGGUCUGAAGUGGCAAAAAAACAUCACAAAGUUUAGUUUAUUCUCUUGUCUACCAGCCAAAAUAAGUUGUAGUUAAUUUUCUGUGUUCCUGCAUAAUGGUUCUAAGGGAAAAAUAUGUUGCUGUGCUGUAAAGCUUCUGUGCCAAGGAAUUGUGUUUUGCCUCUGAAUAUUUAAGGUUGCCAAUAAACUAUUCUUGUUGGCAGGUUAAUAAGAGUAUAAACACUGUGCAGUCCUGUGUUAAUACUUAAUUGUGUUAUGGGCAAAAUUCAAAGACUUUUGCUAGCUAUCUGAAAAGUAAUAUUCAUUUCAAGUUGUUAAAAACACGUAACUGUUUCAAACUAUUUUCUCGCUUCUUAUUUGAUUUGGAAAAGAGCUAUAAGCAAUAAGGGGGAAAAAAACAGAGUAAAGUUCUAUACAAGUUAAUCACAAGAGAAAAGUUAUGGUAUAUUCUGAAAGACCUCAAUUGCCAUAUGCUGGAGUCAUUGUUUUUUUAUAAUUAGGGGAACUUUCUAUCUCUGGUGCAGCUCUGAGGAAAGCAGGCAAUCAAAUAAUGAAUAUGAGACACUGUGUCUGUUGAAAAGUUACUUAUGGGGUAUGACGUAUAGAAUACUAAUAUGCAGAGAUAUACUGAACCCUGGUAACAUUCGUGGCACUUGAAAAAUAUUGAGACAUGGUAAGGGAUCUCUCUUUGCAACUGUGAAGGGUAUAAGUAGAGGACUGUGUGGUGGUCCAAGAUUUCAAACUCAUUCCUGCACUGCGAAAGGAAGUCGAGGUGGUUUACAUCUGCAGCCAGGACUUUGUUACUUGGUCAGGUCAUGCACAAGUGGGCCCUUUGUUUCCGAUUCGCACGGCUGUUGUAUGUUGUCUCACAAGGAUUUAUAGCAGCCUCUUUUUCAAAUGGUUAACUACUUUGGUAGUUGUGGUUGUACAUAUUUUGAAAAUAUUGUAUUAAAUUGAAAUGAUUAACUUAAAAAGGACAGAUCAAAAUGCUUUUUCACAUUUCCUAUAUCAUAAUGAAACCGAAGAAGAGGAAGUUUGUACAUUUACCUUUUUAUAAUCGCAGACCAGAGUGGAGGUAGGGGUUUUUUUGGAGCUAAAAUUUAAAAAAAAUACAGCUAUGUGAAGUUGAAAGCAAGAGAAUAUUUAGCCAUCUGCAUUUAAUAUGUCUGUGUAUUAUAUAUUGUAAAAUACCGAUGUCUGUUAGUGCCACAAAUAAAAAAAAAAUCAAAAACUGUU